GUGGGGUUAGGCCGUUGCACGCCGGAAGUGGCAGCUGAACGGGGGCACUGAGGUGUCGGCCGGCGGGGCAGUGGCCCGGAGCGGGGGGCGGGGGCGUUGGUCAUGUUUCCCUUUGGGCCCCAUAGCCCUGGAGGGGACGGAUCGGCCGGAGCCGGGGCUGAGGAGCCGGUGCCCCACGAGGGGCAGGCAGCAGCCACCAGGCCGCCCUCGCCGCUACAUCCCGGGGCUGAUGCGACCCAUCCCCCUCCACCCUCCCGGAGCCCUCGCCGCCCCGGCGCCCCAUCGCUGUCCCCGGCCCCGCGCUCCGGAGAGCUAGGGCUGCCCGGAGCUCCGGAGUCCUCAGCUGCCUCCGCCCCGGGAGAGCCGUCACCCCCCUCCCCUCCGCGCCGGCGGCCCGGGCCAGACUGCAAGGCCGACAGCCGGGGCCGACACGGCCUCGGCGCGGGCCUGGUCGGCCCUGGCGCCAGGCUGUUCGGGUGGCUGAAAGAGCGCAGCCUGGGCCGAGGGCUGUUCGUAGACCCGGCGCGGGACAAUUUUCGCACCAUGACUAGCCUCUACGGUUCCAUCCACCCCGCGGACUCGGUGUACCUCAGCACCCGCACCCACGGCGCCGUCUUCAACCUCGAGUACUCGCCCGACGGGUCAGUGCUGACAGUUGCUUGUGAACAAACUGAAGUUCUGCUUUUUGACCCUAUAUCUUCAAAGCACAUAAAAACACUUUCUGAAGCUCAUGAAGACUGUGUAAAUAAUAUCAGAUUUCUUGAUAACCGGCUGUUUGCUACCUGCUCUGAUGACACUACAAUAGCACUAUGGGAUCUGAGAAAAUUGAACACCAAAGUAUGCACUUUACAUGGUCACACUAGCUGGGUGAAGAACAUCGAAUAUGAUACUAAUACAAGACUCUUAGUAACAUCAGGAUUUGAUGGAAAUGUCAUUAUUUGGGACACUAACAGGUAUACAGAAGAUGGGUGUCCACAUAAGAAAUUCUUUCACACACGUUUUCUCAUGCGAAUGAGGUUAACACCAGAUUGUUCCAAAAUGUUGAUUUCAACAUCCUCUGGAUAUCUCUUAAUUUUGCAUGAUCUUGACUUAACUAAGUCUUUAGAAGUAGGCAGCUAUCCCAUUUUAAGAGCAAGAAGAACUACUUCAAGUUCAGAUUUGACCACUUCAUCAAGUUCAUCUGGUCCUAGAGUUUCUGGCUCACCUUGUCAUCAUAGUGAUUCUAAUUCUUCUGAGAAACACAUGUCACGAGCCUCUCAAAGAGAAGGAGUUUCACCACGAAAUAGUCUUGAAGUCGUAACCCCUGAAGUUCUUGGUGAGAGUGACCACGGAAACUGCAUCACGUCCUUACAGCUGCACCCAAAAGGCUGGGCCACUCUUCUUCGGUGCUCAAGCAACAGUGAUGAUGAGGAGUGUACUUGUGUCUAUGAAUUUCAAGAAGGAGCUCCAGUACGACCUGUCUCACCUCGCUGUUCUCUACGACUGACUCAUUACAUUGAAGAAGCCAAUGUAGGCAGGGGUUACAUCAAAGAACUUUGCUUCAGCCCCGAUGGACGAAUGAUUUCUUCCCCACAUGGCUAUGGGAUUCGCUUGUUGGGAUUUGACAAACAGUGCAGUGAACUUGUUGACUGCUUGCCCAAAGAAGCCAGUCCCCUGCGGGUGAUCCGUUCUCUGUACUCUCAUAAUGAUGUGGUACUGACAACAAAGUUCUCUCCAACACAUUGUCAGAUUGCCUCAGGGUGCCUUAGUGGACGGGUUUCUUUGUAUCAGCCAAAGUUUUAGGCACAACUUACAUCAAAUAAGGAACUCUUCUGGUGUUUGACUUAGGAAUUGCUUCAAUUUAGAUGAAGUAUUUUCUUUUUAGAAGACCUUAUAAGUUUGGGUCAAGAUCCUGGUUCUUAUGGGUCCAUGAACACACUUGUGACCUUAGUACUUGGUCAUCCAGCAUCAUACAGGCAUCUCCAAGUUAGACUCUAUGCAGCAUCAUCUUUUUCAGCAUUCCUCUGCUCCUGCUGAUCUGUGCCACUGAACUCCGGUUCUUCUGGUCAUUUUGCAUGGUAGCUCUUGUCAAGUUCCUUCCUUCCUCACUCUCUAUUUCUCUUUCCCUCUCCCUGUCCCUCUCUUUCUUUGUGUUUUUUGAUUUUGGUGUCAAUUUUGUGGACAUUUGGCAGGAGUUUUGACUGGGGUAGGAGAAACCCAGGACAUUAGAAUUGAAUAAAACCUAGAAGUUGGAUAUUGGCAUAUUGGUUGUUGAAAAUAAAUUUCAUCCUCACUUAUGAGUAUACUUGGCCUUUUAAAGUUACUCUUACGUUUAUCUAUAUUGAGCACAGAUAAUGGCAUUAUUCUUAUAAUUGUAAAGAUAGUCUUGCAACAAAAUGUCUUUUAAGUUUCCUGUUAAAAUUAUAAAAAGAUUUUCAUGGUGAGAGGGAUUUUAUUGUGAAAUUCUAGAAAAAAAUAUUACCACCUCUCUUUGUAAUUUACUUUACUUGUAUGAAUUUAACAUCUCUAGCAUGUAUCCUUACUUGAUAUUUUGUUCCUAUCAACAGCAUUAGAAAGGAAAGGAGACAGAAUGAGCUUUGGUUAUUUCUAUUGCACAGAAAAGGAUUUUUAAAAUUAGAUUAGUAUAAUAUCUGGCCAUAGAGUGAUAAGAACAAUAUGACUUAGAUUUUCUGUAUUUCAUUUGCCAGAUUAUUUGAAUCACACAGGAUGAUGUGUUAACAGUAUUAGGGUGGAAGAGGAAUCAAGAGUAAAGGGGUAGGGGUUUACUCAUUUUUCUUCCCUGAGCCAGGUGUCACAAGCCAACUCUGUCACCAUUAGUGAGGGGAGAGUUGCAGUCCUCUUCAAGCUGUUAUCAUAAGUACAGUAGUCAGUGACUUGGAUAUCAAGACUAAGUGCUGAUAUGAAGACUUGCCUUUGUGUUUUGUUAUGAAACACGCAAGCAUAAAGCAGGACUCAAGCACAAGGCUGACUGUUCUACUUUGAAUAACAGCAUCCUUGCAGUCUCCUCCAAAUGGGUGGCACUGUGUUUAGAAGGGAUUACCAAAGGCUGGAGCAAUUUAAGCUAUGCACUAGCCUUGCCCUCUUAGGUUGCAUUCUCUUUAGGCCACUAGUUCUCAAACAUUAGGGUGCAUUGUAACCAUUACAGAGCUUGUGAAAAGUGCAGAAACCUGAGCCUCACCUUAUGAGAUUCUGAUUCAGCCAGGGGGAGGACAGCAAUCUGCAUUUUUCAUAGCAACCUCAAGUAAUCUUUAUUCUGAGGGUCUCUGGAUUGCAGGUUGAAAAACACAACGUUAAUCAGCAGUAAAUUCUUCUCUACUCGGCCAGGCGCAGUGGCUCACGCCUGUAAUCCCAGCACUUUGGGAGGCCGAGGCGGCUGGAUCACAAGGUCAGGAAUUUGAGACCAGCCUGACCAACAUGGUGAAACCCCAUCUCUACUAAAAAUACAAAAAUUAGCCGGGCGUGGUGGUGCACGCCUGUAAUCCCAGCUACCCAGGAGGCUGAGGCAGGAGAAUCACUUGAACCCGGGAGGCGGAGGGUGCAGUGAGCUGAGAUUGCGCCACUGCACUCCAGCCUGGGCGACAGAGCGAGACCCCGUCUCAAAAAAAAAAAAGAAAAAAAUUCUUCUUUACCCAUUUGGGCUUAAGACAAUUCCCAGAAAGUGUUUUCAUUAUUUAAAAAACAAUAAUAGUAAAUGAAAGCAAUUUUAGAGGUGGAAAAUACCUUAGAAUGGAAUCACUUGCAUUAUUUGACAAAUGAGAGAAGUGACAUGACUUGCCUAAGGUCAUCCUGCAAAGUUAGUGGCAGAGUUGGGACUUGAAUUCCAGUCUUCUAAUUCCUUGGUCAGGGCAAUUUCUACUGUGUUAUGCUGUCUGUUAGACACAAUGACUUAUGGACAGUUUGUCUUUAAGUUGUAUUAUUGUGAAUACCCUUAAACUGGCCAAUAGAUUUUAGAAAGGCAGGCAUGGGAGUAGAUGCGGAGAGUUCUAGCCAUAAGAAAAGUAUUUUAAAUCUUACAGAAAUGUUUAAACAACCCAAAAUACAUGAAUAAAAAUGACAUUUCUUUGUAGGACCUGCCAACUAACUAUUCACACACAUUUAUAGAGGUUAUAAGGAUCUUGCUCUAGAACAAAUUUUUGAAAUUAGAUCAUUUUACCAUGGAUGUUAACAAAAUUGGAAAUUUUUUGUCAUUGAGAAAAUUACCACAAAGCACAGUAAAUACAUAUACUUGCCAUACAUUUUGUAAAAAACACAUUUUUUAAAGAAAAUAGGGAUGGGCAUGGUGGCUCAUGCCUGUAAUCCCAGCGCUUUGGGAGGCCGAGGUGGGAGGAUCGCUUGAGCCCAGGAGUUCCAGACCAAUCUGUGCAACAUGGCGAAACCCCGCCUCUACCAAAAAUACAAAAAUUAGAUGGGCAUGUUGGUACACGCCUGUAGUCCUAGCUACUCAGGAGGCUGAGGUGGGAGGAUGGUUUGAGCCUGGGAGGCGGAGGCUGCAGUGAGCCAAGAUUGCACUAUUGCACUCCACCCUGGGCGACAGAGCCAGAUCCUGUCUCAAAAAAUAAAAAUAGGCUGGGCAUGGUGGCUCAUGCCUGUAAUCCCAGCACUUUGGGAGGCUGAGGUGAGUGGAUCACUUGAGGUCAGGAGUUUGAGAACAGCCUAGCCAACAUGGUGAAACCCUGUCUCUACCAAAAAUACAAAAAUCAUAGCCAAGCGUGGUGGCAGGUACCUGUAAUCCCAGUUACUCAGGAGGCUGAGGCAGGAGACCCGCAUGAACCUGGGAGGCAGAGGUUGCAGUGAGCCGAGAUCGCACCACUGCACUCUAGCCUGGCCAGCAGAGCGAGACUCCGCCUCAAAAAAAAUAAUAAAAUAAAAUAAAAUUAGUUUUGGAGGUGAAAACACCCAAACUAUGUUAUUAUUUAAAAAUACCUACCAAGUACUGUGGUCAUAUUGAUAUUCAAAAGAAGUUUCAUAAAUCGUAUCAACUCUGGAAAGAGUUCCAUGUCAGAUGCUAGACCAGCAAGUUGCCCAACUCAAAAUUCAGCCAAUGAUUCUUUACUAUAGAGUACCUAUCAUGUGUCAAAUAAUAUACAGACUUCACUACUAACCCUCACAAAAACUUGCAGGGUAGGUGGAAUGAGCCCCAGUUUAAUUUGGAGGUAAUAGUGGGUCAGAAAGAUUAAAUGACUUGCCUUAAGUCAUAGAGUUAGCAGUGAGUGGCAGCACUGGGAUUCAAAUCCAGGUUUGUGUCUUUUUGUCCAAAGCCUGUGCUUACUGCUUUACCAUUGUGCUCUUUAGUUUGUAAAGUAUGGUAAGCUGGCCUGUUAUUUGUUUAGUAUCUUCUGGAAUUUUUUUUUUUAAUUAUAGAGCUAGCUUACCAUGUGUAUCAUGUAAAAAAAAUUUUAUAAGAUUAACAAUUUCCAUGAGAAUAUCAUAAACUCAGGGCACACAUUCUGGCCAUUCCUAACUAAAAAACUUCAAGCAGAAUAAGCAGCUAUAAAAUAGAAAAGAAAAAUUAAGGAUAAGUGGCAUUGUGAAAAAAACAGAGCCACACAGAUGAGAAUUAAAAAUUAACAGCCAGCAAACUCAAAAGAACCUUUGUCCUCCUUGAGGUAUGGUGAUGAUCAAAAAGUUAUCAAGGAAUAUUAAUCAAGGAAUUAAAGGGCAUUAGGAAUGCUAUCGUAUUAGAAGAAAUUACAUCUUAACAUUUCAAAGCCCCAUUUCACUUAAGAGUAUAAACUCUAAUCUGAUGUUUUUUACUCUGAAUUUUAUUCAGUAAUUUUUAUUUAUAAUUCAUGAUAAUUGGUAAUGUAGUAUAAUUGUGAAUAAAUGCAGUACAAAUUGUUCUGUUUUAAAAAGUUUUCUGCAGAACAGUGCAUUUAUGGCAAUGCUAUGUUUAAUGAGUUAGGGACAUCAAAUAUAUAGUAGUUCCUUAUUUUCAAUUUUGAAAAUGAAACGGCUAAAGCAGAAGAGACGUCUGUUUUAGUCUUUUAAAAAUGUGUGUGGGUGGUCUUUUUUCCUCAGAAGCCCAAAGCACAUGUAUAUUUUGUUAUUUCUCCUUGCUAUAUUCCUGAGACUAUACUAAAGACUUUAAGAAAAGGAACAAGAAAAAGGUAAAUUCAUGUGUUCCCCACUGCUGUGUCUAGAACCAAGAUCACAUUAUAUCAUUGUUAAAAUUGUGUUAUCUAGAAAGUGCAAUAUAGGGAAAACACUCUGAGAAUCUUUUAAAAGCCUAGUGUUUCCCUUAUUUGUCAGAAUAUGUGGUACUGGCAUCCAUAAGUAUCUUUUAACUUGCAUUUAGCAGGACAAAUAGUGUGAUACUUAUACUGAUGACAAUCAUCCCCAUUUAAUGACCAGCAGUCACUGAGUGCUGUGAAAAUUCACUCAGUGAUACGCCGUGUUGGUCUUGAAGGAAACCGUACAUAUGAAUUUUUGGAUAGCUAAUGUGUAUCUCUUAAGUGCCAACAUUUAAAACUUGUAAUUAUUUUUGAUGUAUUUCAGGUAUGUUAGUAUACCUUCCUGCCUUCUUCUUAAACAUCAUGCUCAGUAUAAUUCACAUUUUCAUGAUGAAAAGUUAAAGUUAUAUUCAUAAUGUAUUAUUAUAAGUAUCCAGCUCUGAUGUAUGUAAAACACUUCAUAAAAUGUAAAGGGCUAUAACAAAUAUGUUAUAAAGUGAUUCUCUCAGCCCUGAGGUAUACACAAUCAUUUGCCUCAGACUGCUGUUGGAUUUUAAAAUUUUUUAAAUAUCUGCUAAGUAAUUUGCUAUGUCUUCUCUCACACUAUCAAUAUGCCUGCUUCUGACAGGCUCCCCACUUUCUUCUAAUGUGCUGUUAGGAGCUUUGGACAUGAAACCGUGCCUGUUCAGAGUGUCUACAGUAAAGAGUUGGACAAACUCUGGGGGGACACAGUCUUUGAGACAGCUCUUUUGGUUGCUUUCCACUUUUCUGAAAGGUUCACAGUAACCUUCUAGAUAAUAGAAACUCCCAGUUAAAGCCUAGGCUAGCAAUUUUUUUUAGUUGCAACUAAGUAAGAUAUACUACAAACUAAGGAUGCUGCUAGAUUAAGGAAUAAACAGCAAUGUACCAAAGUACAGCAAAGCAACAACAAAGGCUCUGUAUUUGCAAAGGGGUCUAUCAUGCUUUUAAGAAAAAAGAAGAGUACAGGAAAAAAAUUCAGAUAGACAUAAGAGUAUUUUGGAUGCCAUUAAACUUUGUCAAUAACCAUUAAAACAUAGGCUUAAAUUAUCAUGUAUUGUUACAAAGACACAGUUUUGUCUCAUUAUAAAAUAAGAUUAUAUGAAAUUUAUAUUCUAGAAAUGAUUCUAAAUCAUGUCCUAAGAAUUUCUCCCAUUCAAAUGAUAAUGGAAAUUACUAUCAAAAGGAAAAUCUCAGAGUUACCAUUAUGCUGCUUUCUUUAGUUGUAAAUGAACUAGGGAUAAAGAUAUGGGUUUUAUCAAAAGCCCCAAAGAAUAUAUCUCACAUACACCUCCUAUAUGUAUGUGUAUAUAAAUGCCACUAUAAAUGAAAAUGUCACCCAGAGAUAAUAAAAUAAUUUUUAAAGUUUAAAUCUGGUCCAAAGUCUUUAAAAUAGGUAGAAUUUUCAGCUUUCUUAAGUUUCUCCCUCAUUUAGAUUUCACGGUUUUUACAUAAAGGGUGAAUAUUUGAAUUUUCUUUUAAAUUUCACUGCAUCUUCAAUUGCCCAACUGUGUUUUCUGAUAAAUUUUAGAUUGACAUUUUUAGGAAAUCUGGAGUACUCCAGACAAUAUACUAGAUACCCAGAAACUUUUCUCAGUAGGUUCUGAGGUGUUUUAAGUUCUUAUGCUAGACUGUAAGCUCCCUGAGGGCAGAGACUGUUUUAUUUAUUCUUGUAUCCUCAGUGCCUGGUACAGGACUUGACACAGAGUAGUUGUUCAAUAAAUAUUUGUUGAAUGAAUCAAAUGAA
Messenger RNA from Pongo pygmaeus (Bornean orangutan), 7935 nucleotides. It is a transcript of the gene DCAF10, whose product is annotated as DDB1 and CUL4 associated factor 10. Bases 103 to 1782 code for a protein of 559 amino acids. The record is from RefSeq and is a predicted model, not a curated record. Gene Ontology annotation, molecular function: protein binding. Gene Ontology annotation, cellular component: Cul4-RING E3 ubiquitin ligase complex. The transcript is spliced from 7 exons. Lineage: Eukaryota; Metazoa; Chordata; Mammalia; Primates; Hominidae.